This is a messenger RNA of Jaminaea rosea, 1489 nucleotides long. RefSeq lists its product as hypothetical. The transcript has 4 exons. The record is from RefSeq and is a predicted model, not a curated record. The coding region runs from base 100 to 1200 and encodes 366 amino acids. NCBI's taxonomy places the organism in Eukaryota, Fungi, Basidiomycota, Exobasidiomycetes, Microstromatales.
GCCCGCUCUCCUUGCUCAUCUUCUCCCUUUGCAAUCUUCGCGGCUUUCAUCCACUUCAGCGCCGCCUCAUCACAAAGAUAGCGUGACGGCGCCUUUGCAAUGUCGACCCAAGAUCACCACGCUGCUGGCGGCUCUUCGCGCAAGAUGAAGCGCAAGGCCGGCCCAGGCGCAUCAGCGUCCCGUCAUGCCAAUCACCAACAGCACCAUCAGCAACAGCAGCAGCAUCAACAGCAGGGCAGGCCCUCUGCAGGUCAGCCCAUGAACAUGCAUCCGCCCCUCCAUGGUGGAGCAAUGGGAUGGGGAUCCGCCUUUGAUGACGAUCAAACGGAUUUCGUCCUUGAUGAGAUGGACAGACUCACACCGCGAGACCUCGCCGUAGCCCGAUUCAGGCGCAAUCACGAGCUCAUGGAGGGCAUCUUCGAUGAGCGCAAGAUCGCCAAACUCGUCCCACCCCCCUCACCCUACUCAGUCCUCUCCCCCGAGAGUUUGCGCAUCCAAUUGCGCAAGGCUCAAGAGACCGCAGAAGAGAUGACCAAAGUUCACGCAGAGCGUCUAGCUUCCCUGCGCGAGUCUCUCAACCCAGAGCGAAUCGAGGCCGACCUUGAGCAAGCCCGCAAACGCGCUCGUCAAGACGAUGAGAGCGCUGAGCCUUGGGCACGAGCCCCUGGAGAGGGCAGGACGCUGGCACGCGGCGGACUCGUGUAUGUGAGAGCGAGGACACCUGAGCCUGUGAGGAGGGAGAGGCUUUUGGAGCAGCACCAGCUCAGUCGGGUGCUCCUCAACAGCAGCAGCAGCCCGCCGAGAUGGUUCCAUCGCAGCCUGCAGCAGGGACCGCAGUCGAGCCCUCUGCUGCAGCAGCCAAUUCAGAGGCGCCCAUCGCGGACAGCCAAGACAAGGGCGAAGACGUCAUCAUUGUACAGAACGAGAACGCCGAUGGAACAGCAAAGGAGAGUGGGGAAGGUGGAGAGGAGGCGGACGCAGAUGCAGAUGCAGAGGACGAAGACGGCGACGAGGGAACAAAGCUCGAUCAGCCUGAGGCCCUUGCGACGGAGGCAGAGGCUCUCACUCACCCACUAUCUGCUGAGGCGCAGGCUGCUUCGAAAGAGCAGACCGAGGGUGGGAAGGGGCAACAGCAGGAGGAAUCAACGCCCGCCGAGGCUAUGCAGCAGGAUGAGCCCUCCUCUGAGCUUACAGCCAUGAGCACUCAGGAGGCAGCGCCCGCUGCUAUCCCCGCAGUCCCUGCGCCCGUUGAGCAGAGUGCCGCACCUGCUCCUGGUGAAGCCAGCAUCGAGACUGGUGCAGACGAAGAUGUGGGCAUGAAGGCUGCCACGCCAUCGAAGGAGGCUGAGAACGCCGUUGAUGUGGGUGCGACGGAGGCAGGCGCGCCAAGUGAUGCUGCCGCUCCUGAUGCGCCCGCUCAGUAGAUGUCGUGACAUGCUCUUGUACUAGUAAAAUCAGCUGAAUCGAUGCGACCAUCUCGUCUCGUCCG